CGUAUGGCUAUACACUGUCAACGCGAACACCGAGAAGGGCUAUCGCGACUUCCUCGACUGGCUUGACGGCCAGCACAGCCUCGUGGAGGCUGGGCCGAAGAGGCUGCCAGCCGCAGACAUCACCUUCGUGCAGGAGACGCGCGGGGUAGGCAUCGGAGUGCGGCAGCGGUUCGCGGCAGCCACGCUCGACACCGCUUUCAAGCAGCCCCGCCGCGUGCUGCGGCGGGUGGUUAACAUUGGCGACGGGCUCGCCAUCGAUCUCCUGUCCAUCUACCUCCGCGACGGGGAGGGCAUGAGUGAGGCCAACGCAGACAUUCUCUGGGAGGUUGCGUCGCAGCUCAGGGUGGCGGCGCGGCCGUGGAUCCUGGCGGGCGAUUUCAACAUGGACCCCCUCCUGGUCGCGGCGUGGGCUGCUACGGCUGGAGGUCUCGUGCUACAUGCAGGUGCAGCGACCUGCAGGGCGGGGGCGCUUCACGAGCUCGACAACGCAGUCAUCUCCGACGAGCUCCAGCAGUUCGUGUUCAGCCACGGGCCCGUGGUCGAG
Molecule: messenger RNA, 544 nt
Organism: Prorocentrum cordatum
Lineage: Eukaryota; Dinophyceae; Prorocentrales; Prorocentraceae
Source: the annotation of a GenBank genome assembly